Molecule: messenger RNA, 2503 nt
Organism: Calypte anna (Anna's hummingbird)
Lineage: Eukaryota; Metazoa; Chordata; Aves; Apodiformes; Trochilidae
Gene: NEMP1
Product: nuclear envelope integral membrane protein 1
Exons: 11
Coding region: 75-1526 (483 amino acids)
Cellular component (GO): nuclear envelope
Source: RefSeq, a predicted model, not a curated record
CCGCCGCCGGCCCGGUUUCCGCGGGCUGCUCUCGCAGCAUCUCCCGUUCCUGUAGCAACCGGCAAAGCGCAGAGAUGCUCCCGGGCACCGCUGUCUUCGUUUCCCUGGCUCUGCCCGGGAAAACCCCACCCUACACACUCCCCGGGUGCCGGAGCCCCCUUGCAGAGGGCUGGCACUCUCGUCUCAGCCCCGUAAUCACCGGCAGACACGGGCUGCCAUCGAUAGGCUUCAGGGUGAACACCCCCACGGCGCGGAGCAGAGGAACGGAGACCCGAAGAACAAGAUUUAUUGAUGCCAAGGAGUCGGUCACCCAACUCCUCGAGGGCCACGUGUACCAACGUUCUGACACCCACCACUUCUGCUACACCAACACACGUGUCCCACAGUGGCACGAAAUAUGGACCAGGAUGCAGAUCCGGGUCAACAGCAGCCGGAUGAUCCGAGUGACCCAGGUGGACAGCGAGGAGAAACUUGAAGGUUUUGGCAUUUGGGAUUUCGUCUCCUCCUUGUUGAAAGAGAAACUGAACGACACCAGCAUUGACGUGGAUCUCUACAGCAACAAAACCUGCCUGAAAGUCGAGCUGCUGGAGGAUGGCACCACGUACUGCGUCGUCCUCUUCCGACGCUUUGACCCUAAGCUGUUCCUGGUUUUCUUCCUGGGCCUGUUGUUGUUCUUCUGUGGGGACGUGUUGAGCAGGAGCCAACUCUUCUAUUACUCUGCUGGGAUUAGUUUUGGCUUGCUGGCCUCACUGCUCAUCCUUGUCUACAUGAUGUCCAAGGUCAUGCCCAAGAGAAGUCCAGUUUACUUCCUGCUGGUGGGAGGCUGGUCCUUUUCCCUCUACCUGCUUCAGCUGAUCUUCAAGAACCUCCGGGAGAUCUGCAAGUCCCACUGGCAGUAUGUCCUAGGCUACCUGCUGCUCGUCGGCUUCGUGAGCUUCGGUGUCUGCUACAGGUACGGCCCUCUGGAGAACGAGCGGAGCAUCAACCUCCUCUCCUGGGCCCUGCAGCUCCUGGGGCUGUUGCUAAUGUACUCAGGCAUCCAGAUCCAUCCCUUUGCCUUGGCCUUGGUGGUCAUUGCCAUCUGCACCAAGAACCUGGACUACCCCUUGCAGUGGACCUUUGCUGCCUACAGGAGAAUACAGAGUGCCAGGCAGAGGCCAAGCCCCCCACGCCUGCUGACAGAGGAGGAGUACAGGGUCCAGGGUGAGGUGGAGACACGCAAGGCCCUUGAGGAGCUCCGAGACUACUGCAGAAGCCCAGAUUUCUCUGCCUGGACUGCAGUCUCCCGCAUCCAGUCUCCCAAGAGGUUUGCCGACUUUGUGGGUGGCUCCUGUCAUGUCACCCCCAGUGAGAUCUCUGCCCACGAUCAGGAGUAUGGCCUGGGUGUCAUCUUCCUUGAGGACCAGUUUGAGGAGGAGGAGGAGGAAGAGGAGGAGGAGAAUGAGAAUGAACUCUUGGACAGGAAUCACAAGAGUUAUUCCCUGAUCUACAACCACCUGGAUGCUCAUGGAGGAAGCUCCUGCUAGGCCCAGUGUGAAGCUUCUGUCAGCACAGCCCUGGGUGUUGGUGUCACAGGGAGCUGGUCCCUGCUGGGGGUAGCAGGGCAGACACGAUGUGGGAGGCUGGUCCUGCCUGAAAGUGGACAGGUUGCUCCUGGUGUGGGUGCUGAUGCCUGAGAGGGUGACAUGCAAGUGAGGAACUUUGGACCUGUCCCACUGGUACCUGCGUGCUCAGCAGCUGCCUGCUGUGUUGAGGGAGAGGACAGCUGAUGACCUGCUCCUCCUCCUCCUGCUGUUACCAAAGAUGACAGAGGGCUUCAGCUGGUUGGGUUGUGCCUCUGCCUGGGCUGGAAUCCUAUCCCAUAUAAAUACCAAAAACCCCAGCACCUCUCUGGCAGAGUAAGGGUUGAGACAGCCCUUCCCUGUGCAUCACACAGUUUGGGAAAAGGCACCUUGGAGCCCACCCUGGGCCCUUAUCCCACUCCCCUGGCUGCUGUGUUGUGGCAGAGGCCUCCCUUGUCCUGUCCCAUGGUCUGCUGGACUCUCCCUGUGCAGAGGAAGACUCUGGAUGUGCUGCCUCCUCCCUGCCUGGCUGGCAGCUCAGUGAGAGCUCCCUUGAAGCUGGUGCCCCCACCCUUGCCCUGCUGUUACAUAGGGCCUGUCCCCACCCUGCUGCUCCCCUGGCCAGCGUGGGCAGGGGAUGGGGACAGCCCUGCCUAUGUCCCUGCACCCUCUGCUGGGAGGGGGGCUCAGCCAGCUCAGCACCACUGGUCCUCAGCCUUUCUGAAGCACAAAGCUGGUGGGGAUACCCCAAUCUAUGCAACUUUCUUAGCAGUAAUGCUGCCCCAUGGCUUCUCUGCUGCCUCUCCCUUCUUCCCUGUGCCACUGCUGGAGCUUUUGCAGUUGGUUUAUUUCUGUCCCAGGUUUACUGCCCUGUGCUUUCCUCCCUGCUCUGCUGUGAGCAGCCUGUUACUGUGUGCCUCCAGCCCCUCUGUGUGGUUAAC